GAAAAAGGUCCUUCUCCUGGCGCUGUGAUGGAUCCUGUUCACCGUUCGGAAACACAGGACUCCGGUGGAGAUGGUGACCGAUUCGAUGUCACAUCCUGGGUGUCAGUGUGUCCCAGAGGCCUGUGGAAGGUGCAACGAAGGCGAACGCACAAGAGGGGUCAACAGACCACAUAUAACCCAGAAGAUGAUAGAUCAUGGUUAUCCAGUGCCUACCCGAGGCUGGGGUCACUGUGUCGGGUCAGAGUGUGCCUCAAAGCCAACCUCGAUGAAACCGGGUGUCCAGUAUCUGACGAGGGAGAUGAGAAGCUGUCAAUUGGAUCUGACCAGCCAAUCACAGAGCUCACAGAGGUGCCAGCCAGAGCCUUCCAGCGCUGUCAGGGCUCUGUGCUGCAGGUUCCCCUCGAUGAUUGGACAAUGCUGAGGCUGGGGGAGGGUCAGUGCGACAUCACCGAAGCGUGUGUAGAGGGGAUGAGAGCUGAAGAGCAAUGUGAGAUACUGCUGUCACCACUGGAAAAUGGACCAGAAGGCUCUGUGCCCCAGCCCACAGGAGAUAACCAGCCUUUAUGUGCUACAGUUGAACUGCACUCUUUCACGCCAGGCAAGGAGUCCUGGCAGAUGUCUCCUGGUGAAAAAUGGGAGUGGGUGAGGUUGCACAAGGAAAGGGGUGGAGAGAGAUUCAGGAAUGGGGAUGUAUGGGGAGCUUCAGACAGCUACAGUCGGGCCCUCAAACUCCUCAUCACUCUCCACUCUUGUAUAAGUGAGGUGGAGAGAAAUGGACCAGGACAGAAGAUGGAGGAGCAGAAAGACACAAACACCUGUGACAAACAGAAACUGGCUGCAGACUCUCUGGUUCCCUCCAUAAAAGCAGAGCUCCACUCCAACCUGUCUUUGUGCCAACUCAAACUGAACCAACCACAGCGGGCCAAGGCCAGUGCUGCCAAGGCCACACAGCUGGACCCCACCGGGGCAAAGGCCUGGUACCGGCUGGGCCAAGCCUAUCAAAUGGUAAAUGACCUGGAGGAGGCCAGGCGGGCCUUUGGGAGACUUUUAGAGCUACAGCCAGACUCUCCUGCUGCCCAGAAGGCACUUAAAGAUGUGGCAAGUAGAGAGAAAGAGAAAAACACACAGCUCGGACUGAGGCUCAGCAAAAUGUUCAGCUAAAGACUAUAAAAUCUAUAACCCAACAGUACAGUUCAAAUGUGGGUCAGCAGUUCUUUUCUUCUUUUUCUUCUUGUUUGGGGGUGAGGAGUAAAUGACUGAAAUGUAGCCCUCUGUCUUCUAUAUAAAUAAAAUAUAAAUAAAUUAGCAAACUUGUAUUGCAAUGCAAAUCUGAAUUGUUCUAGAUCUACUACGCCAUGUGGUGUGGACUUUUACAAGUCUUAAGAAAAAGCAAAGAUGAAAGGUAUAUUAUGUCAGAAAUCAUUGGUGCUAAUGAAUUAUAGUUACAAACACAA
Myripristis murdjan (pinecone soldierfish) is the source of this 1454-nucleotide messenger RNA. It is a transcript of the gene fkbpl, whose product is annotated as FKBP prolyl isomerase like. The record is from RefSeq and is a predicted model, not a curated record. Gene Ontology annotation, molecular function: protein binding. The coding region runs from base 28 to 1161 and encodes 377 amino acids. The transcript has 4 exons. NCBI's taxonomy places the organism in Eukaryota, Metazoa, Chordata, Actinopteri, Holocentriformes, Holocentridae.